AUGCUUUGUGUGCAAACACCGCUCAGUGAACCGAAUUGCUUACCGUACCAUUGGCCGGCCAAGGCUUUUUUGCAGUGGAGCGCGCUUGCAACUAGCCCGGCCAAUGUUUUGCCGAGCCCUGAUGCGAAGAAAGGAGAAAUGAUGGAAUACAACGAUUUGUAGGUUAUUUUGUAUGAUCCAGAGGUUUGAUUAGUGAUCUUAAAGUUACUUUCAGUGAUUUUCGAUCCCAAGGUAGUUUUCAGUGGUCCUUCGGCUAUUUACAGUCAUCCUUUGGUUAUUUUUAUUACUCUUUUAGCUAUUUCCAGUUGUCCUGAGCUCAUUCCCAUCCCAUAAUCUUUAUUACAAUACGUAUACCAUAAUCCACCACCAUAAAGUGGGUCCCCCUCUCCCACACUAUUUUCUCCUUUCCCACAUUCACGUCUGUACUGUUUUAGGGCCCCCUCCCCCCCCUCUAGAUUUCCGGGGUGUAGAGGGGCGUGGCCUCGUGUUACUGCGCACAAAAACAGUCAUUCACAAACAAAUCGUUUUUGUGCUCCCUGCCCUCCUACUAUUAAACGAUUCCAUUCAAUUCCAGCUCAACCAUGUCCAUGCCGUUGAAAAUGAAGAAGAUGUGGAGAGAGGAGAUCUCUGUGACCAUGAUCAGCCAACUCAUCACUUCCAACGACGACAUGUUGAUGAGGAUCGCGGCGAAGCGACUGACGACGGAGAAGUACUCGGACAAGAUGCUCAUGAAACACAACAUCCUCAUGCUCGUCGUGGAUCACUUUCCCAACGAACUGACCGCCAAAGUGAUGAAUCAUUACAUGGAACCGAUCUGGGAGGAGACGCAUCAGAACGGAUACGUUGGCGACGACGAAGGAGAAGAGGAGCAGAAGGAGAAUGUGGUCCCAGUCGUCCAAGUGAAGGAGCCGAAGAAGCGGAAGGACCGGCAGAGAAAGAGACACGCACCGUACUAG
Caenorhabditis sp. 36 PRJEB53466 is the source of this 956-nucleotide messenger RNA. NCBI's taxonomy places the organism in Eukaryota, Metazoa, Nematoda, Chromadorea, Rhabditida, Rhabditidae. The record is from the annotation of a GenBank genome assembly.